AUGCAGAGGUUCAAGCAUUCAGUACCAUCUAUUGGUCCAGAACCAGUUGACCGAGCUUUUGCUUCAAAGAAGCUGAAGAAUACGUUCAGCUCCUUAAGGAAUACUUGGGGCAUAUUUGCUUGGAGUUAUACCGAGCUGCCUGGGCUCGGGAUAGAAACAGCGCUUA
This is a messenger RNA of Ilex paraguariensis (yerba mate), 166 nucleotides long. NCBI's taxonomy places the organism in Eukaryota, Viridiplantae, Streptophyta, Magnoliopsida, Aquifoliales, Aquifoliaceae. The record is from the annotation of a GenBank genome assembly.